CUGCCCGUGAGACUGUGACUGUAACUCUGUAAAAAGGGAAAAAGAGAAAAGGCGAGGGAGCGGGAGAGAACCCAAAACGCAAAAAACGAAGGGCCCUGUUGUUUUUCAGAGAGAGAAAGAGAAAAUCGUUGAGAAUGGGAAAUCAGAAGCAGAAAUGGACGUCGGAGGAGGAAGAAGCGCUACUGGCGGGAGUAGCGAAGCACGGCCCAGGGAAAUGGAAGAACAUUCUAAAAGAUCCCGAUUUUGCUCCUUUCCUCACUUCCCGCUCUAACAUCGACCUCAAGGACAAAUGGCGAAACCUGAGUGUUAGUACUUCUGGCCAAGGCUCUAAAGAUAAAUUGAGGACUUCAAAAGUAAAAAUUAUAGCAGCUGCUCCAGUCCCCAAUGUGCAAAAUUCUUCUCCUGCUCCUCCAGUUCGUCAUAAUGCAUCUGCUGAAUUUGUCAUGGUUGAUCCUUCUAAUAGCACACAGGAGGGAAAGAAUGCUCCACGGUACAAUGCAAUGGUUUUUGAAGCUCUUUCAGCAAUAAAAGAUACAAAUGGAUGUGACAUAGGUGCCAUUGUCCACUUUAUUGAGCAAAGGCAUGAGGUGCCACAAAAUUUUAGAAGGUUACUGAGUUCAAGGUUGAGAAGGCUUGUUGCACAAGGCAAACUUGAAAAGGUCCAAAAUUGCUACAAGAUCAUAAAAGAUACCCAGUUGGGAACAAAAACGCCUAGCCCAAAACAAAGGGAUGUCAGGCCACGGCACUCACUGAGCUAUGGGUUAAUGACCACUAGCGAGAGUGUGGAUGAUGCGGCUAAUGCUGCUGCCUACAGAGUAGCUGAUGCAGAAAACAAAGCAUAUAUGGCUGCUGAAGCUGUUAAAGAGGCAGAAAGAAUCUCAAAGAUGGCAGAGGAUACUGAUUCAAUGCUACAGCUGGUGAAAGAGAUCUAUGAAAGAUGUUCACAUGGUGAAGUUGUCCUCUUGGCUUAGGUUAUCGGUUGUAAGUUUUUCCUUUGUUGGGGUAUAACAUGCAUGUAAGAUUAGUGAAAUCUUUGUAAUUCUUGGGACGUGUAUGUAAAUUCAUUGAUCCAAUGCAACAGUGGGGCAAGGGAGCAACUGCAAUUACCCUUGGGGGAGCUUCCUGGAAGAAUCUAACUAUUCGUUUUUUUUUUUUUUUUUUUUUUUAACUUCUGCAUUUUGGUUUUACUUUUUUGGUUACACCCCUCGGCUGUAAUCCUCCCCAAACCAAAAGCAUAGCCUAGAAUACACGUAAAUAAGUGUUCGUAUGUGUGUAAAUAAAUGUUGAUAGCAAUGUUCCAAGAUUUUGUUGGUUGACAAGAUUA
Molecule: messenger RNA, 1324 nt
Organism: Alnus glutinosa
Lineage: Eukaryota; Viridiplantae; Streptophyta; Magnoliopsida; Fagales; Betulaceae
Product: telomere repeat-binding factor 4-like
Exons: 6
Coding region: 135-971 (278 amino acids)
Biological process (GO): nucleosome assembly
Cellular component (GO): nucleosome
Molecular function (GO): double-stranded telomeric DNA binding
Source: RefSeq, a predicted model, not a curated record